This is a messenger RNA of Cebus imitator (Panamanian white-faced capuchin), 6899 nucleotides long. It is a transcript of the gene KNTC1, whose product is annotated as kinetochore associated 1. The transcript is spliced from 63 exons. The record is from RefSeq and is a predicted model, not a curated record. Gene Ontology annotation, biological process: mitotic sister chromatid segregation; protein localization to kinetochore involved in kinetochore assembly; mitotic spindle assembly checkpoint signaling. The coding region runs from base 161 to 6706 and encodes 2181 amino acids. Gene Ontology annotation, molecular function: small GTPase binding. NCBI's taxonomy places the organism in Eukaryota, Metazoa, Chordata, Mammalia, Primates, Cebidae. Gene Ontology annotation, cellular component: RZZ complex; kinetochore microtubule; cytoplasm.
UAAUGUUCUGCCGCCAAUUUUAACUUGUGGGAUGGAACCCAAAGAUUAGAGGCGGUUGCGUGAGUCUGGAAGAGGGACGAGAUACUUAAGUGUUCCUCUUUAGUUUCUUCACUUGCAGGAAAGACAGUGGUUCCUGACUCAGGAAGACAGUCUCAGAAACAUGUGGAAUGAUAUUGAGCUGCUAACAAAUGAUGAUACUGGAAGUGGUUACCUAAGUGUUGGUUCAAGAAAAGAACACGGAACUGCUUUAUAUCAAGUAAACUUGCUAAUGAAGAUCUCUUCUGAAAAGGCCUCAUUAAAUCCAAAGAUACAGGCAUGCAACUUAAGUGAUGGGUUUAUUAUUGUAGCAGACCAAUCAGUGAUAUUGCUUGACAGUAUUUGUAGAUCACUUCAAUUGCAGCUCUUCUUUGAUACAGAAGUGGAUGUAGUUGGCCUUUGUCAAGAAGGAAAGUUUCUUUUGGUUGGUGAGAGAAGUGGCAACCUACAUCUUAUUCAUGUAACAUCAAAACAAACACUACUCACUAACGCAUUUGUUCAGAAAGCUAAUGUUGAAAAUCAGCGGACUUACCAGAAUCUUGUCAUUGAGAAAGAUGGUGCAAACGAAGGUAUCUAUUAUAUGCUACUUCUUACAUACAGUGGAUUUUUUUAUAUUACAAACCUUCAGCUUUUAAAAAUUCAACAAGCCAUUGAGAAUGUAGACUUCAGGACAGCAAAAAAGUUACAAGGCCAAAUCAAGUCCAGUUUUAUUUCUACAGAAAAUUAUCAUACUCUUGGUUGUCUCAGUCUUGCAGCUGGAGAUUUAGCAAGUGAAGUCUCUGUGAUAAUUGGGGGAACUGGUAAUCAUGCAUUCUCAAAAUGGGAACCAGAUUCUUCCAAGAAAGGAAUGACAGUUAAGAAUCUUAUUGAUGCAGAGAUUAUUAAAGGUGCAAAGAAGUUCCAGCUGAUAGACAAUCUACUUUUUGUUCUUGAUACUGAUAACGUGCUGAGUUUAUGGGAUAUUUACACUCUAACUCCUGUAUGGAACUGGCCCUGUCUUCACAUAGAAGAGUUUCUUCUUACUACAGAAGCAGAUUCUCCUUCGUCAGUCACGUGGCAAGGAAUUACGAAUCUCAAAUUAAUAGCUCUGACAGCUACAGCUAAUAAGAAGAUGAAAAACCUCAUGGUUUAUUCAUUACCUACAAUGGAAAUACUAUAUUCUUUGGAAGUAUCUAGCGUUUCUUCUCUGGUCCAAACAGGAAUUAGUGCAGAUACCAUAUACCUUUUAGAAGGAAUUUGCAAAAAUGAUCCAAAAUUGUCUGAAGACUCGGUCUCUGUGUUAGUACUCAGAUGUCUUACAGAAGCUUUACCAGAAAACAGAUUGAGUCGGUUACUUCACAAACACAGAUUUGCUGAAGCUGAGAGCUUUGCAAUUCAGUUUGGACUAGAUGUUGAGCCUGUUUACAAGGUCAAGUCAAAUCAUAUAUUAGAGAAACUGGCUUUGAGUUCUGUGGAUGCCAAUGAACAGACUGAAUGGCAACAACUUAUAGACGACGCUAAGGAAAAUCUACAUAAAAUCCAGGAUGAUGAAUUUGUGGUGAAUUACUGCCUGAAGGCUCAGUGGAUAACCUAUGAAACUACUCAAGAGAUGCUGAAUUAUGCCAAAACCAGGCUUUUGAAGAAAGAAAAAACCCUUCUCAUUUAUUCUGAUGGCUUGAAAGAGGUGCUAAGAGCUCAUGCAAAACUGACUACCUUUUAUGGAGCAUUUGGACCAGAAAAAUUCAGUGGCAGUUCUUGGAUUGAAUUUCUAAAUAAUGAAGAUGAACUUAAAGAUAUUUUUUUACAGCUAAGAGAAGGAAACCUUGUUUGUGCACAGUACCUUUGGCUUCGACAUCGGGCAAACUUUGAAAGCAGAUUUGAUGUGAAAAUGCUGGAGAGCUUGCUUAACUCAAUUUCUGCACCAGUCUCUUUGCAAAAGCUGUGCCCAUGGUUUAAAAAUGAUGUGAUUCCAUUUGUAAGAAGGACUGUGCCUGAAGGACAGAUAAUUCUUGCAAAAUGGUUGGAACAAGCAGCCAGGAACCUUGAAUUAACUGAUAAGGCAAAUUGGCCAGAAAAUGGACUUCAGUUGGCAGAGCUAUUUUUCACAGCAGAAAAACCAGAUGAGUUGGGAUUGGCAUCUUCUUGGCGGUGGAUUUCCUUGAAGGAUUAUCAGAACACAGAGGAAGUAUGUCAGCUAAGGUCUUUGGUAAAUAACUUGCGAGAGUUGAUCACCUUGCAUAGGAAAUACAACUGCAAAUUAGCCCUAUCUGAUUUUGAGAAGGAAAAUACAACCAGCAUAGUGUUCCGAAUGUUUGAUAAAGUGCUGGCCCCAGAGCUUAUUCCCUCCGUCCUAGAGAAGUUUAUAAGAGUUUACAUGAGGGAACAUGACUUGCAGGAGGAGGAGCUUCUCUUGCUGUACAUAGAGGAUUUACUGAAGAGAUGCAGCUCAAAGUCCAUAUCAAAGUCCACAUCACUUUUUGAAACAGCAUGGGAAGCAAAGGCCAUGGCAGUAAUAGGGUGUUUAUCUGACACUGAUCUCAUAUUUGAUGCAGUGCUCAAGAUCAUGUAUGCAGCAGUGGUUCCUUGGAGUGCAGCUGUGGAGCAGCUGGUGAAGCAGCACCUCGAAAUGGACCAUCCCAAAGUCAAGUUAUUACAGGAAAGUUACACGCUAAUGGAGAUGAAAAAACUUUUACGAGGCUAUGGAAUAAGAGAGGUGAAUCUCUUAAACAAGGAAAUAAUGGGGGUGGUUAGAUACAUUCUCAAACAAGAUGUCCCAUCUUCUUUAGAAGAUGCUUUAAAGGUGGCCCAAGCGUUUAUGUUGCCUGAUGAUGAGAUCUACAGUCUAAGAAUUAUUGACCUGAUUGAUAGAGAACAGGGUGAAGACUGUCUCCUUCUGUUGAAGUCUUUGCCUCCUGCUGAAGCUGAGAAAACUGCGGAAAGAGUCAUCAUAUGGGCACAAUUGGCGUUACAAGAAGAGCCAGAUCAUUCUAAAGAGGACAAGGCCUGGAGAAUGUCUGUAGCGAAGACAUCUGUGGACAUUCUUAAGAUACUGUGUGACAUUCAGAAAGAUAAUCUGCAGAAGAAGGACGAAUGUGAAGAAAUGUUGAAACUAUUUAAAGAGGUUGCUAGCUUACAGGAGAACUUUGAGGUCUUUCUUUCAUUUGAAGAUUAUAGCAAUAGUUCCCUGGUAGCAGAUCUCCGUGAGCAAUACAUUAAAGCUCACGAAGUUGCACAGGCGAAACAUAAACCCAGGAGCACCCCAGAGCCCAUAGCUGCUGAGGUGAGAAGCCCAAGCAUGGAAUCAAAGCUACACAGACAGGCGCUGGCCCUGCAGAUGUCCAAACAAGAGCUGGAGGCAGAGCUGACCCUGAGAGCCUUAAAAGACGGGAACAUCAAAACAGCACUGAAAAAAUGCAGAGACUUGUUUAAGUAUCACUGCAAUGCCGACACUGGGAAAUUGCUGUUUCUGACGUGUCAGAAGCUUUGUCAGAUGUUGGCUGAUAAUAUCCCAGUGACGGUGCCUGUGGGACAGAACCUUCCUUCCAUGAUACACGAUCUAGCAUGCCAAGCUGCUACCAUUUGCAGUCCAGAUUUUUUACUAGAUGCUUUAGAAUUAUGUAAACAUACUUUAAUGGCUGUAGAGCUUUCCAGACAGUGCCAAAUGGAUGACUGUGAAAUCCUCAUGAAAGCUUCUUUGGGGACACAUAAAGAUCCAUAUAAAGAGUGGUCUUACAGUGACUUCUUCAGUGAAGAUGGAAUUGUUCUUGAGUCACAGAUGGUGCUGCCGGUUAUUUAUGAACUGAUUUCAUCUCUUGUGCCUCUAGCUGAAAGCAAGAGAUACCCCUUGGAGUCUACCAGUUUGCCAUACUGCUCCAUUAAUGAAGGAGAUGGGCUUGUUUUACCUGUUUUAAAUUCGAUCACUGCCCUGCUUCAAAAUCUUCAGGAAUCUAGCCAGUGGGAGCUGGCCCUAAAAUUUGUGGUUGGUUCAUUUGGUACCUGUCUUCAGCACUCUGUGUCAAACUUCAUGAAUGGCAGUUUGAGUGAAAAGUUAUUUGGAGAGACUACAUUAGUUAAAUCAAGGCAUAUUGUUACAGAAUUGAAAGAAAAAGCUGUUAUAUUUAUCAGGAAAAAUGCUACAACACUACUGCACAAAGUAUUUAAUUGUCGCUUGGUAGAUCUUGACCUGGCAUUGGGUUACUGCACUCUCUUACCUCAAAAAGAUGUGUUUGAAAAUCUCUGGAAGCUCAUAGAUAAAGCAUGGCAGAAUUACGACAAAAUCUUGGCAAUAUCUCUGGUGGGCUCUGAGCUGGCAAGUCUCCAUCAGGACAUAGAAAUGGGGCUUAAGUUCCAUGAACUCAGUACUGAUGCCCGGUGGGGCAUUCGUCUUGCUAACCUUGGUAUUUCUUUUCAACCAGUUUUCAGGCAACAUUUUCUCGCCAAGAAAGACCUCGUUAAAGCUCUUGUGGAAAAUAUAGAUAUGGACACAAGCCUCAUUCUGGAAUAUUGCAGCACGUUUCAGUUGGACUGUGAUGCGGCUCUUCAGCUCUUCAUCGAAACGCUGCUCCACAACACGAAUGCCAGCCAAGGCCAGGGAGAUGCAAGCAUGGAAUCUGCAAAGCAACGGCAUCCCAAACUCCUGGCCAAAGCCCUCGAGAUGGUUCCUUUACUGACAAGCACUAAAGAUUUGGUCAUCAGUCUUAGUGGAAUACUACAUAAGUUGGAUCCCUAUGACUAUGAAAUGAUUGAAGUUGUCCUGAAAGUUAUAGAACGAGCCGAUGAAAAGAUAACCAAUAUUAAUAUUAAUCAGGCAUUGAGUGUUCUAAAACAUUUGAAGUCAUACAGAAGAAUUUCUCCUCCCGUGGAUCUAGAAUAUCAGUAUAUGUUGGAACAUGUCAUAACUUUGCCAUCAGCCGCCCAAACUAGACUGCCUUUUCACCUGAUAUUCUUUGGCACAGCACAGAACUUCUGGAAAAUUCUCUCUACAGAACUCAGUGAAGAAUCUUUCCCAACAUUGCUUUUAAUUUCUAAAUUAAUGAAGUUCUCUCUGGACACUCUGUACGUGUCUACAGCAAAACAUGUUUUUGAAAAAAAACUGAAGCCAAAGCUUCUGAAGUUAACACAAGCUAAAUCCUCAACACUGAUUAACAAGGAAAUAACUAAGAUCACGCAGACCAUUGAAUCCUACUUGCUCUCUAUAGUCAACCCAGAGUGGGCUGUAGCUAUUGCCAUCAGCCUUGUCCAGGAUAUUCCUGAAGGUUCCUUCAAGAUGUCUGCUUUGAAAUUCUGCCUUUAUUUAGCUGAGAGAUGGCUACAGAAUAUCCCAUCACAGGAUGAAAAACGUGAAAAAGCUGAGGCUUUGUUGAAGAAGCUUCAUAUCCAGUACCGGCGAUCAGGCACUGAAGCUGUGCUCAUAGCCCACAAGCUGAACACGGAGGAAUAUUUAAGAGUGAUCGGAAAGCCAGCACAUCUCAUUGUCAGUCUCUAUGAACAUCCUAGCAUCAAUCAAAGAAUUCAGAAUUCAUCUCGCGCAGAUUAUCCUGAUAUUCAUACAGCAGCUAAAGAAAUAGCUGAAGUCAAUGAAAUUAAUUUGGAAAAAGUCUGGGACAUGUUAUUGGAAAAAUGGCUUUGCCCUUCAACAAAACCUGGUGAAAAACCAUCAGAAUUAUUUGAACUUCAAGAAGAUGAAGCCCUACGAAGAGUGCAAUAUCUCCUUCUGUCUCAUCCAAUUGAUUAUAGUUCAAGAAUGCUGUUUGUAUUUGCAACAUCAACUACAACUACAUUAGGUAUGGAUCAGUUAACUUUUGCCCACAGAACUCGGGCUCUUCAGUGUCUCUUCUAUUUGGCUGACAAGGAAACUAUAGAAUCCCUCUUUAAAAAACCCAUUGAAGAAGUCAAAUCUUAUUUGAAAUGUAUAACUUUUCUGGCAUCAUUUGAGUCUUUGAAUAUCCCCAUCACAUAUGAGUUAUUUUGCAACAGUCCUAAAGAAGGAAUGAUUAAGGGCCUAUGGAAAAACCACAGCCACGAGUCCAUGGCAGUAAGAUUGGUGACCGAGCUUUGUUUAGAAUACAAAAUCUAUGACCUGCAGCUUUGGAAUGGAUUAUUGCAAAAGCUUCUGGGCUUUAAUAUGAUUGCUUAUCUGAGGAAAGUUUUAAAAGUGAUUUCCAGUAUCCAUUCUCUAUGGCAGGUUCCAUACUUCAGCAAAGCGUGGCAGCGUGUGAUACAGAUACCCCUGCUUUCAGCCUCUUGUCCUUUAAGUCUGGAUCAGCUGUCAGAUUGCUGUGAGAGUCUCAUUGCUGUCCUUGAAUGUCCAGUCUCAGAUGAUCUUGACCUGAUCGGAAUUGCCAAGCACUAUAUCCAGUUAGAACUUCCGGCUUUUGCAUUAGCUUGUCUGAUGCUCAUGCCCCACUCAGAGAAAAGACACCAGCAAAUUAAGAUUAGAAGUCUGAUUCUGAAUAAUAUCAUCAAUAAGAAGGAGUUUGGGAUUUUGGCAAAGACCAAAUACUUUCAAAUGUUGAAGAUGCACAUGAUGAAGACCAACAAUAUCACUGAACUAGUACACUAUUUGGCAGAUGACAUAAGUUUAGAUGAAGCUUCAGUCUUGAUAACUGAAUAUUCAAAGCAUUGCGGGAAACCUGUGCCUCCAGAUGCUGCUCCCUGUGAAAUUCUGAAGAUGUUUCUUAGUGGAUUAUAGUAAAUCAUUGAACCUUUUUGCAAGAAGGACAAGAAUUUUGGAGUCUGCUAUUAAUGGACCAUAUGUAUUACUGUUUUUAAAUUGUGCUACUAUAGUUAUUACAGUUUUUAAAUUGUGUAUUAUAGCUAUUUGUCCAACUUUACCCCACAUGUAAUAAAUAAAACGCCUAAUAUGAGCAUAAUUGCCCCAUAAA